UAGCUUUCAAAUCCGUCGUGCACCUACCGUAACCCGGUAGUUUUAUAAUAAUAAUAAAAAACCAAAUUCGUCAACUAAGACAAAAAAACUGAGACAAAUGCACUACAUACAUAUUUUAAAUGUAUUAAUUCUCCUUUAUUUAUUUAUUUUCCCAAACUGUACACAAAAAAAAACUUGUGACACAACAAGUUGUACUCGUGAGGUAAUUCCACAAAGAAGAGUUUCUCUUCUUGUCCAAUCAGAGCUCACCUCCAGCCAACUAAUGUCCGGGUCGUCGACCAAUCAGAAGGCGCGGCGAGGAGUCAGAGGGGACAGCGUCCACAGAUAAAAUAUCUGACUCUCGUUCAUCCAACCAAUGUGUCCUCUUCUGGUCUCGCUGGACUGUCAGUGACCCGUGUUCUCGUUCCUGUUCUCACCUGAGUUACAAGCACUACCGUUGGAUGACAGUCUGCUGCACUCGUGCAGGGAUUGAGUUCUCUUCUCGCCGGGACAACCUGUUACUCCACGUCCGGGGAGGCUGCGUCGCGUCUGGGGGAGAAGUGCUGACAAACAUUGCACGACAAAGAGCCAUCAUCUUCAUCUGGUCGGACUAAGGUCGACAGAGCAGCCGCUCCACUUCAGUCUACUCCAGGUCUAACCUGACACACCGUCAGGAACCAUGACAGCUCUGGCAGGAGGUUUGACCAGGAUGAUGAGACCGACUCCUCAUCAGAACUACCCGCGGGGAGGAUACUCUCUGGAAGUGUCCACUCCGUUAGGACAGGGACGGGUCAACCAGCUCGGUGGUGUCUUCAUAAACGGCAGACCUCUACCAAACCAUAUUCGCCACAAAAUCGUGGAGAUGGCACAUCACGGAAUCCGACCGUGCGUCAUCUCACGUCAGCUGCGUGUUUCCCACGGAUGCGUCUCCAAAAUCCUGUGCCGCUACCAGGAGACAGGCUCCAUCAGGCCGGGCGCCAUCGGAGGCAGCAAACCAAAGCAAACUGCUUCUCCAGAAAUUGACAAAAAAAUCGAGGAGUACAAGACAGAAAACCCGGGUAUGUUCAGCUGGGAAAUCAGAGACAGACUGCUGAAAGAUGGGAUCUGCGACAGGAACAACGUCCCCUCAGUGAGCUCCAUCAGUCGCGUCAUGCGCUCCAAGUUCGGCGGAGUCGGUGAGGAUGACGACGAUGAUGAACUGGUGAAAAGAGAGAUGGAGGAAAAUGAAACACGGACAAAACACAGCAUCGACGGCAUUCUGGGAGACAGAUCCAGUCACUCAGAUGAGGGCUCCGACGUGGACUCAGAGCCAGGUCUGCCUCUGAAGAGAAAGCAGCGUCGUAGCCGGACCACCUUUACGGCAGAACAGCUGGAGGAGCUGGAGCGGGCCUUCGAACGCACACACUACCCUGACAUCUACACACGGGAGGAGCUGGCUCAGCGUGCCAAACUGACAGAGGCUCGAGUUCAGGUGUGGUUUAGCAACAGAAGAGCCCGAUGGAGGAAACAGGCUGGAGCUAAUCAGCUGAUGGCUUUUAACCACCUCAUUCCCAGUGGUUUCCCUCCAACAGCCAUGUCAGGCCUGCAGCCCUAUCAGCUGUCUGACAGCCCUUACCCUCCAACAUCCAUAGCUCAAGCACCAGAGCAGCACAGUACAGUCCACCGGCCACAGCCGCUGCCGCCCACCUCCGUACACCAGAGUGGGCUCAGCGCUUCUGCUGGAUCUCAGGAUGCCGGUUCUGCGUACUGCCUCUCUUCCGGACGCCAUGGCUUCACAGGAUACUCGGACGGCUUCGUAGCACCUACGGGACACAGCAACGCUGUCAACCCAACCAUCGGCAACAGCCUCUCCCCACAGGUCAUGGGCCUUUUGAACCCUGGUGGAGUUCCACAUCAGACACAGGGUGACUUCACCCUCUCUCCUCUGACUGGAGGUCUGGAGCCUAACGGAAGCAUGGCUUCCGCUUGUCAUGGCUCCCAGCGCCUGGAGACUCUACCGGGCCUGACCAGUAUGCCUGCCCUUCCCAGUACUCAGUCUUACUGCCCACCCUCCUACACCUCUCCCACCUACGCUGUGGACCACCAUCCAUCCUACCAGUAUGGACAGUACAGUCAGAGCAAGGUGCCUUUCAUUAUAUGAAGUCCCCAGCUUUGCCUGAGCAGGAGGCUUUUCCUAACAAGUCUAACAUUCAUCCCCCCACUCGUUGCCUUUGCCAAACCCAACCAGCCCCGAGGAGAACGAGUGAGGUUGUGUGGGUAAAGACUCGGCGUUCUCCUUCAGCAAGGAAGGAAAUCAAUUGAGAUGCACGUUAAGUGAUGGCGAAUGAAGGGCUGGACUGGAAUAAUUAGGACCAAAGGCGCAGCAUCUCCUGUUACCUGGCACUCUCUCUGCUCCUGCGUCACGUCAUGCUCCAAGUACCGAGUGUGGUGUGUUGUCCACGCUGAAAAGAAAAGAAGAAGGGGGAGCAGAGAGGGGAGUAAAUACAUUCAAGACUCUGUAUUUGGUUAUUGUAAUAAGUGGCAGAUAUGCAGACUUUGUAAAGAGUCCCGUGCUCCUGGGUCCAGCUGGAUAUGGAGCUGAGGGCUGGAUUCUUAUGGCUGAUGGUUAUCAAAAGGCUUGAUGCUGGAAAUGCGUGGUGCUCAGCCACGGUGUUUUCAUGAGGAUCUCUUCACCACAGUGUAUUAGAAUAAUGACAUUAACUGUAUGUCAGUGUGAUUCCUGUAGAUGUGCGACCACACUGAGAAGAAGGGUGAAACCCUGAGGAGUGACGGCGAAACCACUGCGACCCAAAGAACGUGCAAUACAUUCAUACCUCAUGUAGACAAACACAAAUGGAAUGCCACUGAUCAUGGCCUGGAACAAACAUUCUUUCUUUUAUGUCUUAAAUUCUGGGUUGCACCAUCAAUCAGGGGAAAUCAUCAAGUGAUGGAAUUUAUUAUUUGAAUAUUUUGAUGUCAUCAAGCCAAAAAAAAAAAAAUUCUUCCAGUUAAAAACGUUUUCUGUUUGACAGUAUUUUUUUUAUUGUUGCAUGUCUUCAUUUAGGUUAAUCGGAAUGUGUAAACAUCACUUCCUUUUCUUAUUUAUUUAGUAUUUCAGUGUUAUGUCUCAGUAAGUCUUACAGUGUUCAUUACUUUUUUUUUCCUUUUCAUAUCUUCCAUUUACAGUGGCCUAAACUGAGUUUGUUGUAAUACGUUUUGUGUACAGUACAGCACUAUUUACUAUUUAUAAUAAAGUAUAUAAA
Molecule: messenger RNA, 3221 nt
Organism: Cynoglossus semilaevis (tongue sole)
Lineage: Eukaryota; Metazoa; Chordata; Actinopteri; Pleuronectiformes; Cynoglossidae
Gene: pax3a
Product: paired box 3a
Exons: 9
Coding region: 659-2119 (486 amino acids)
Biological process (GO): regulation of transcription by RNA polymerase II; anatomical structure development
Molecular function (GO): RNA polymerase II cis-regulatory region sequence-specific DNA binding; DNA-binding transcription factor activity, RNA polymerase II-specific
Source: RefSeq, a predicted model, not a curated record